This is a messenger RNA of Venturia canescens, 1404 nucleotides long. RefSeq names its product tax1-binding protein 3 homolog. Gene Ontology annotation, cellular component: cell junction; basolateral plasma membrane. The record is from RefSeq and is a predicted model, not a curated record. Lineage: Eukaryota; Metazoa; Arthropoda; Insecta; Hymenoptera; Ichneumonidae. Gene Ontology annotation, molecular function: protein binding. Bases 387 to 761 code for a protein of 124 amino acids. The transcript is spliced from 3 exons. Gene Ontology annotation, biological process: cell-cell adhesion; embryo development; establishment or maintenance of epithelial cell apical/basal polarity.
GUCAUUUUUCCUGUGUGUCAUACAGCUGAAACACGCGGUGUUGAGUUUUUGAAUGAAACAACAUUGAGUUGCUGAUUCGAACCAGAACGAUUCGAAUAAUAUAAUAUAACCGUGUAUACGCGUAUGACAGUGACGUAUCUCUCUUGAUAGCUACAUAUCUCAGACUUGAUUUUUCACGCCCCGAAUGACUGGAGUUUCUUUUCCAUUGUAUUGUUACUUAUUCAACACAUAACCUCUUUUUUAAAUACGUAAAUACACAAUUACCGUGUUCAGGUGUUCACAGUGAUAUUUAGUGACGUUUUAGUAUAAUCCACGUUUGAAGACUCAAAAUAUAUAGUAUUUCAUUUCAUUUUGAGUACUUUGAUAGACUACCAAUAUUAUUCAAGAUGUGUGCAAAAAUGGCAUUUCAGCACCAGGCGGGCACUGUCAUGGAGUGCCUGAGUAUACCCAUAACAUUACACAAAGAGAGUGAAUUUAACACAAAUGGUGAAGAAGUGAUGAAGUGUGGUUUCAAAAUUGGUGGUGGUAUCGACCAAGACUUCAGAAAAAGUCCACAAGGAUAUACAGAUAACGGGAUAUACGUAACAGAGGUACACGAGGGUUCUCCUGCAGCAAAGAGUGGAUUGAGAAUGCACGACAAGAUUUUACAAUGUAACGGAUAUGAUUUUACAAUGGUGACCCAUAAAAAAGCUGUUGGUUACAUACGCAAACAUCCUGUGUUAAAUCUACUAGUCGCACGUAAAGGUGUAACAAGUACUUAAAGAGCAUGUUUUUGGAACAUUGCUGGAAUGUUGUACUGAGCGAAGUGAAAACAAAAAAUCCACCGAGUGGACCUUAAACUAUGAAUACCGUUUAUAAGCAAUUGUAAUUGUUCCGAUUUGUCGGCUGUACAUUUACAGUAUUAACCAACUGUUACGGCACAAUCGGCCAUUUUUUCGUUUACAACAAAUUAUUAUAUAAAACCAACUGUAGUUACCUUUAAGCGUAAAACUAUCGAUUUUUAUUCUCGGAAUUCAUUGUACAAUAAUGCACAAUUGUCUAUACAACACCAAAUUGAUUAGCAUUUGAUUAUCCUUAACGGAGCCGAAAUAAUUGAACUACUACCAAAAAUUUAUCAACGAUAAGCUGUAUCGUUGUCAAAGUGUAUUUUGGUUUAGAUUCUGACAAGAUGGGCAUAUCUUGAGGCAUAUUUAUUUGAUAAUAUAACAUUUUUUUCACAAUAUCUGAUUGUAUGAUAAAUUAUAAGUUUGCCGCUUGAAUAUUAUUGCAUCAAAGUAAGAUAAGUCCCUUACUUUUAAGUAAACAAAUAACAUGCUUCAUUUAUGAACUACUCCUCAUUUUCCUCUUCCAAACUUGUGGAGCGUGUGAUAAACCAUUUCAAAUAUACUCAAUUAUUUAUCGUUA